Molecule: messenger RNA, 378 nt
Organism: Cyphomyrmex costatus
Lineage: Eukaryota; Metazoa; Arthropoda; Insecta; Hymenoptera; Formicidae
Product: Down syndrome cell adhesion molecule-like protein Dscam2
Exons: 1
Coding region: 67-378 (103 amino acids)
Source: RefSeq, a predicted model, not a curated record
CCCACAAUAGCCCCUUUUAGCUUUAAGAAGGACCUGUCGGAGGGUCUACGGGCCCAGGUGACUUGCAUGGUCGAGAAGGGCGAUCCGCCGUUCACGAUCAUCUGGUCGAAGGACGGCGAGCAGAUAUCCGCCUCCGGCACGGCGGCCGUCGCCUACGGGCCCGCCGCCGCCGCCGCUGCCGCAACCAUUAACGAUCUCCGACAGCACUCUCAGACACCACCUGGGUUGCGCGUAACCAACAUUGACGCCCAUUCCAGCGCCAUAGUUAUCGAGCGCGUCACCGCCGCGCACACCGGCAACUAUACUUGUCUAGCGCGCAAUUCGGUGGCCGAGGUUCUUUGGACGGCCGAAUUGAUCGUUCAUGGUAAAGUAAAGUAA